AUGGGUGUGGCUGAAGAAGUUAUGAGUGCCGGCUGCAUCACCGGUGACCGGAUUAAUGGCUUGGUUGAUGGUAUAUCUGGCAAUUGGUACAUCAAGUUUGAUACAUUCAGUCCUGCAGCAGAACGGGGACUUCCAGUCACUAGAGUCAUUAGCCGCAUUACAUUGCAACAAAUCCUUGCUCGUGCAGUUGGAGAAGAUAUCAUCAUGAAUGAAAGCAAUGUGGUAGACUUCAAGGAUGACGGUCAAAAGGUUACUGUGAUACUUGAGAGUGGACUGCGUUAUGAAGGCGAUCUUCUAGUUGGUGCAGAUGGAAUAUGGUCGAAGGUGAGGAGAAAUUUGUUUGGACCAACGGAAGCUAUAUACUCGGGCUACACUUGUUACACUGGAAUUGCGGAUUUUGUUCCUGCUGAUAUUGAGACUGUUGGGUACCGAGUAUUUUUGGGCCAUAAACAAUACUUUGUUUCUUCUGAUGUGGGUGGAGGAAAGAUGCAGUGGUAUGCAUUUCACAAUGAACCUGCUGGUGGUGUAGAUGCUCCUCGGGGUAAAAAGGAGAGGUUGCUUAAAUUAUUUGAAGGUUGGUGUGAUAAUGUAAUAGAUCUCUUGCUAACCACAGAUGAAGAUGCAAUUCUUCGACGUGACAUAUAUGAUAGGAGACCAACCUUUACUUGGGGAAAGGGUUGCGUAACCUUGCUUGGAGAUUCAGUCCAUGCUAUGCAGCCCAACUUGGGUCAAGGGGGAUGCAUGGCCAUUGAGGAUAGCUAUCAAUUGGCACUGGAGCUGGACAAAGCUUGGAGGAAAAGUGUGGAUUCAAGAACCCCUAUCGAUGUAGUCUCUUCUUUAAAGAGGUACGAGAGUGCUCGAAGGCUACGUGUUGCAGUCAUUCAUGGACUAGCAAGGAUGGCUGCAAUUAUGGCAUCAACAUACAAGGCAUAUCUGGGUGUGGGACUUGGUCCAUUAUCGUUCUUGACAAAGUUUAGGAUACCACAUCCUGGAAGAGUUGGUGGGAGAGUCUUUAUCGACGUUGGUAUGCCUUUAAUGCUAAAUUGGGUUCUCGGCGGUAACGGCUCAAAUCUUGAAGGAAGAUCAUUGCAGUGCAGGCUCUCAGACAAAGCCAAUGAUCAAUUACGAAGAUGGUUUGCAGAUGAUGAUGCUCUGGAGCGCGCUCUUAAUGCAGACUGGUUUCUGUUUCCUAUGGGAAACUCAACUGCUGCAUCUGAAACAAUCUUCUUAAGCAGAGACGAGAAGAAACCAUGCAUAAUCGGGAGCGUGUCACAUCCAAACUUUCCUGGAGUAUCAAUAGCUAUAUCGUCCCCUCAGGUUUCUAAAAUGCAUGCUCGGAUAAGCUACAAAGAUGGAGCAUUUUUUGUAACUGACUUAAGAAGCGAACAUGGCACCUGGAUCAUUGAUAACGAGGGCAGGGGAUAUAGGGCGUCUCCCAACAUCCCUGUUCGUUUUCAUCCUUCCGAUGUAAUAGAAUUUGGUUCUGAUAAAAAGGCAGCUUUCCGCGUAAAGGCAAUGAAGUUUCCACCACGCAAAGACAGACAAUGGAGUUCUACGGACUGUAUGAAGGUGAAUUAA
This is a messenger RNA of Fraxinus pennsylvanica, 1578 nucleotides long. Lineage: Eukaryota; Viridiplantae; Streptophyta; Magnoliopsida; Lamiales; Oleaceae. The record is from the annotation of a GenBank genome assembly.